This is a messenger RNA of Acanthoscelides obtectus, 3125 nucleotides long. The record is from the annotation of a GenBank genome assembly. Lineage: Eukaryota; Metazoa; Arthropoda; Insecta; Coleoptera; Chrysomelidae.
CUGAAGAACAAUUGAAAAAUAUCUAUGAGCAGCAAUUGAAGAGAUUUUUAGAUACUCCGCUGAGUUUCAGAGGCAUAUCUGAUGAUGACACAGUGUUUAAAGAAAUAACAGAAAGGAAUGGCGAAGCUUUGAAAAAUGUGUCAAAGCACACUAAUGAGCUUUUUGAUCAAUUGAGGAAGGUGAUAGAACACUGGAAAUCUUGGAUCCAGUUAGAAUCACUUGACGUAACGAAAUUGACGAGCUGGCAACAUUGGGAUAUUCAUUUUAGAGCUUCGAAAACUUUCGGACAAGAAACUGCUAAGUUGUCCAGUACCGAAGAACGAGUGGGUUGCUUCGUCAUCAGUCUAUCUCGACUGAGAUCGGAUUUAGAGUCGCAUAAUCGCAGCUACUGGGAUCAACUGAUCUACUCUUUGAAAGAUUCCAUAGCUCAGGACGUAGUAAAGCUUCAGGAUUACAUCAAUCAUUCCACGUCAGCUCUAACAAGACAACCUUUGACCAUCGAGGAAAUCGGGGAAUCUGGGGCUGUUCAUAAGAAUAUUCUAGAAGAAGCACCAAUGAUGGCAAAUACUUUUGAAGAACUAAUGAGGAAAUCGAAAACGUUAGCAAGUUGGACAAAGGAACAAGUGGAAUCGGUAAAUAGGAUCAAAGGUGCUUGGGAUAGACUGCAAAGUUUGUUGGAGAAUCAUCAGCAUAUUAUUGAAAAACAGAUGGAAACGAUACGGACGACGUUAAACAUAAGAAGAGAAAAUAUGGAAAAAGAACUCGAACAUUUCGUAGCAAAAUGGGAGCAGGUUAAGCCUAGACCACACUCGGGAGCUUAUAGCGAUGAUAGCAUUAAAGAUUUACUCGUACAAUUAGAGGGUAUCAGAAAUAAAAAGAUAGAAUGGAAGGCUAUUCUGUUAAAGAAGGAAGAACUCAUGAACGAUUUUGAUAAAUUUGGUAUCCAAAAGCCGGAAUUUCUGAUGAUAGAAGAAGUUGAAAAUGAUAUAAACCAAUACGAAAAGUCAUGGAACAUUUUCGAAGAGUUUCAUAAAGAGUUAACUGAGUUAUCGGAGCAACACUGGAUAGUCUUCAGAAAAAAAAUAUUUUUAUUUGAAGAUUUUGUAAAGAAAUGGAACAAACGAUUGAGUGACUGUGAGCAAUCAGCUUUAGUAACGCGAUUGUUGCAAGAAGUUGAUAAGUAUGAGACGGUGGCGCCUUUUUUAAAAUACGUGAGAGGAGACGAUUUUUCAGAAAAACACUGGAUGGAUACGUUCAGCCUCCUCGACAUCGAGUACAAACCGGUUGACCAACUACUGUUGAACGAUUUUCUGGAAGUAUCCCACAAACUUGCCGAAAAAAGCAAGGAACUACAGGUUAUUUCGAAAAAAGCAGCCAGUGAAAUAAUUGUGAGACAGGCUUUAUCAGAACUUGAUCAAUGGGACGUUCAGUGUAGGUUUACCUUAACGCCUCACGUUGAUUCUACAGGCAAACAGAUUUCCUUGGUGAAAGACUAUAAAACUAUCUUAAAUAAGAUUGGCGACCAUCAAAGUCUUUUGCAAUCAAUCAAAUUUUCUGCGGAUUACGAAUCUUUCGCCGAUAAGGCAAAUAUGUGGGAGACCAAGCUUGGAGACUUAGAUCAAUAUAUCACAUCAUUGAUGAACGUACAGAGAAAAUGGCUUUAUUUGGAGCCAAUAUUUGCAAGUGGGACGUUAGCACAAGAAAAGACGCGAUUCGACAGAAUCGAUAGGGACUUUAAGCAUGUGUUGCUCUACAUUGAAAAGGACAUACGAGUUGGUGCGUUGUGUCGAUAUCCAAAUUUAAAAUCUCUGUUGGAUACCGCAAUGGACCAACUCUCAAAGUGUCAGAACAGUUUGAAUAACUUUUUGAAGGAGAAACGCGAACAAUUUCCUCGUUUCCUAUUCUUAAGCGAUGAUGAUCUGUUAGAAGUUAUAGGCCAGUCAUCGAAGGAACAUGUUAUUCAAGCGCACCUGAAGAAAAUAUUUGCUGGUAUUAACAGCGUAAAGUUGGAUGAAAAUGGACAGAAUAUCGUAGCAAUGUGCUCUGCUGAAGGAGAAAUCGUCAAUUUGUCGAAUUUUGUCAGCAUUCAUCACCCAAUCGAGCAAUGGUUGAAUGUAUUGGUGAAAGAAAUGCAACGGACUUUGAAAGACCUGCUGGUGAACUGCCAGAAAGAGAAGCAGGCUCCAGAUCCUCUGUCGUAUCCAUCUCAGAUACUUUGUUUAUCUGAUAGCAUUACAUUCACUGCGAAAUGUGAACAGGCUAUAACUAGUAUGGCUUUACCACCUCUUUUGGCUAAAUACAAAACACAACUGCUUCACUAUAGUUCGUUAGAAUUAAACAGUGGACAAGGUAGCACCGAAACUGAUAAUGUUUUGAAUAUAAAGCUGAAAGCGUUGCUUCUUGAUACCAUCCACCACAUAACUGUGCUUGAAGAACUGCUUAGCAAUAAUGUUACAAAACUAUCGGACUGGGUAUGGCAAAAACAGCUAAGAUAUUAUGUGAAUUCAGCAGGAGACGUAACAAUAAAAAUGGCAAAUGCGAGAAUGGACUAUUCGUAUGAAUACUUGGGUAAUGCUCCAAAAUUGGUGCAAACUACCCUAACUGACCGAUGCUUCCUCACCCUAACACAAGCUAUUUAUUUGGGGAUGGGUGGCAAUCCUUAUGGACCAGCGGGUACUGGCAAAACUGAAUCAGUCAAGGCACUUGAGCAAUCAAAACGGUUCUAAGCGGUUGUGGAAGAGCUUUGAAAAAUUUCAAAGUGAAGAAUGAUACGAUAAACAUUAACUAUGAGGCUGAGGUGGGAAUAGUGAUUCAAGUUUUGAAAACAGAUACUUUUUCGAAGCUAUCGUUCAAUGAUUCGAUGAAGUUUGACAUGAUCAUCAAAGAUGUUUUCAAGGAAAAUAGUAUCGAAGUAAAUAGAGAAGAAAUGCUCAUUAAAUGCUUGGAGGGAAGUUUUCAGGAACUUGGUAUUGUUAUUAAUAACAGACAGAUCAAUAAGUGCUUGGAAUUUUAUGAACAAUUGCAACAGAGAAUGGGCGUUGCGAUUGUGGGUCCUCCAAGUUCAGGAAAAAGUACAAUUCGAGACUUACUGCAAAAGGUAAGAGUAGAAUUAAAUUGGGACUGCA